UUUAGGCCCAGUAUUGAUGAUAAUAACUUGGCUGAUAAGGCAUUGAAAUCAUAGCAGGAUAGAUGCAUAAUGUUGGUAAAAUCCUUGUUACUAUUUUUAGAAAUAUACUAACAGGAGAAAAUGAUAAACUGGAAGGAGGCUGAAAGAGAAAAAGAGACACAGCCGUACACUCAGUACAGACAAUCAUUUCCGAAAAGUGGUACAAGGACCUGCCACCACCACAGUGUUGUUAAUGUUGUUGCAGAUCAUAUCAUCUUCCAUGAUGCACCAAUAGCAAGGGAUAGCGGAAGUAAUGAGUGUGUCUGCAGUAUAGAGCUCCCUGACACUACCUUCCCUUCACAUAUCAUUGAUAUCCUGGAUGCUUCCUACAAGAACCUGACCCAUCUUUCUGAACAAGAGAUUGAAAAGCUUAUAAAAAUCCAGAUAGACAUAACAACAUAUAAUAAGACUUUGGAGGACAUAGUUGACAGAAUACGUCAGAUUGAGAUGGAUGGCAUCAAGGAUGAAACAGAUUACAUAGAUAUUACACGAAAAAUUGACCAGCUGAAGAAAAUAGCUGAAGAUCUGACUGUUGUCCUAAACAGAACUGAUUUGGGGCUUCAAGGUUUACUCGACAAGGUCAACAAUGUCUCCAGUAUGGUGUGGCAGCUAGAAUCUUUUGAUGAGAACAAUGUGUUGGUGACGCAUAGGGAAAUGGCCAUACUCCGGAAACAACUGACCAAUUGUGAAGAAGCUGCUGGGAAUCCCAACUUUGGUUUCCCUUCCGCUGGCGUCAUGGCUCCUGAAUUUGGUAAAUGUGAUAACAAAGUGUUGGUGAACAUUAGCAAGCCAUUUAUAGUGAAACUCAACUGGCGAGGUUUCAGCUACAAAUAUGGAGCCUGGGGGAAGGACUUUGCUGUUGGGACCAAGAAUCCAGAGACAUACUGGGUUGCUCCGCUCAACACAGACGAACGUUUGAUGGAAACCUACCGCCUCUACAAUACAUACGCUGACCUGCUACUAUACAGAAACCAAAUAGAAAAAAGCCUUUCACAGUACGUUGGGCUCACCUGGAACUACAUCCACUGUGGGCAAGGAAGUGGAACAAUUUUAUACAAUGGCAACUUCUAUUACAACUGCUACAACAGCAGGAGCCUGUGCAAGAUGAAUGUUGCAACCAAUGAAAUCAAGCGCAAGAACAUAGAUGGGGCUGUAUUUAACAACUGGUACUCCUAUAAUGGCAUCAAUUGGCAGGACUUUGAUUUUGCUGGGGACGAGAAAGGUCUGUGGCUCAUUUAUUCCUCAGAAAGAAGCAAGGGGAAAGUAAUUAUUGGGCAGUUAGAUCCUAAUACUAUGAACAUAACCAAGUCAUGGCAAACCUCGCUGUAUAAGCCUACUGCAACUGGCACAUUCAUGAUCUGUGGGGUGCUGUAUGCCAUCAAGCGUGUGAGUGCACAUAAAGAGCAAGUAUUUUACAAAUAUGACACCAACACAGCCACAGAAGGUGCUCUAGACAUCAGCCUGGAAAAACUCUCCGAUACACCACAAAGCAUCAGCUACAACCCCAACGACCACAAGUUAUACAUGUACAAUGAUGGCUACCUGGUCACUUAUGACGUGCUGUUCCAGCGCAUACCCCGGAGGGCAAAGCGGAGCAUGGCCCAUAAGACAGAGCAGAAUGCUGUUAUAGCGAUCAGUAAAGCCUACUUCAGCUUGUGACAACUCGCAGCAGCCUGAAAAAGAGCUAAGAUUAGGCUUGCACAGCACCCAUCUAUUAGCAAAUACAUAUUUUAAAAAGUCUAAAUAAAACCAGGAGCUUUUAUGGCCGAGACGUAUAUUCACAUGAAUGUAUGUGGGGGUGCAGAU
This is a messenger RNA of Rhineura floridana, 1845 nucleotides long. Its product is annotated as olfactomedin-like. The record is from RefSeq and is a predicted model, not a curated record. Bases 121 to 1698 code for a protein of 525 amino acids. Gene Ontology annotation, biological process: signal transduction. NCBI's taxonomy places the organism in Eukaryota, Metazoa, Chordata, Lepidosauria, Squamata, Rhineuridae. The transcript has 6 exons.